AUGGGGAAGAAAGGGAAAGAAAGGGAGAUGGAGGAGGAGAAGGAGGAGGAGAGAGUGAGAGAGAGAGAGAGAGAGAGAGAGAGAGAGGGUGACCAAACGGAGGGAGGAGGGAGGGGGAAACGGCGUAUGCUUGUAUACAACCCUGAUUUCCAUUUUUUUCCCAACUCGUAAUGUAUUUAAUUCAAGUGAAACGUAAUCAUGACGUGUCGUGUCAUUAAUCUCCUCGCCGCCUCUCCCGAAAUUAAAGGAGGAGGCUGCCACAGAAGAGAGUCCCCCAUCAGCCGAGACAAUAAAGAAUGGCAUAAGAUCACACACACUGCUGAGGAUGGAUUCUCCGCCGGAGUGUGUGUUGUCUCUUUCUUGUGAGCAGCCCCAGUCUCCCCCGACACUGCCGUCCCUGGACCACAGCCCUCAGGCGUUGUCCCCUCACACCCAGCUCUCUCUGCCCGACAGCCCCGUUCUCCUGCCCAUCCACAGCCCCGGACCCUCUCCCCUGAGCCCGGACACCACGCCUUAUUUCAACCUCUCUCCCUUCCCCCUCCACGAGGAGGACAACCACCACGACGUGGACGAAGAGGAUGACGAGGAAGGGCUGGAUGCAGUUCCUCCGUCCCCGACCCCAGCGGUGGCUCUGUUCCCUGGAGGAGGGGGACAAGAAGCUGGGUGCAGCCCCGGUUUGGAUACCUCCCCCCCGGUGACGCCAUCAGCACCACUCCUUGGAUUCGAAACCCUCGAGCUCGCCCUCUCCUCUGGGCCGAGUGGGACCUGCAACGACGAGCUAGACCUCCAGCUGUUCCAGAAAGACACUGUUACCAGGGCGAUACCUGGAGGGGGAGGGGCCUCAUCAGGGCCUGCACUCAAGUUUCCCUGUCACGUAUGUGGGAAGAGAUUCCGAUUCCAAAGUAUUCUGUCUCUUCACGCCCGAGCUCACAGUCUGGACCGAGACCGGCGAGCUUCAGCCCUCUACCGGAGCGGCCUCCCCUCAGCGCCCCUGAAGCAGCAACUCAAGGUCCAACAGAAUCACAAAGACAUAAUCCAGAAUCACAGAAGUCACACAAACCAGCGUUUACUGCCAGGGACGCUCAUCCAGCAUCUGAUUGAGGAAGAGCACGUUGAUGGCGAGGUCAAGGGUCUCGAUGAAGGCCUUCAGACAGACCACAACCCAAACUUUUUACUGGAUGACAGCACACCGUUGACCCCUCCACUUACAGAGGACCCUGUCUCUGUGACCUCUCCCUAUUAUUCCACCACUGGGGAGGGGGCAUCUACUCCCACGGCGCCUACGUUUCGCUGCCAUGCCUGCAAAGGAAAAUUCCGCACAGCUUCAGAGUUGGCACGCCACGUCCGCAUUCUCCAUAACCCGUAUAAAUGCACCCUUUGUCCCUUCUCUGCCAGCCAAGAGGAGAGCCUGGCAUCUCACUUGCAGGAGUGCCACCCUUCUCCAGAGGUUCCAUCUCUGCCACCAGCCUUCAACUCAAGGCCCAUUAUUGCAACCCCUGACACUCCUGUGCCCACCCCGACCCAUACCCCAGCCCCGACCCCGAACACCCCACAGGUGACACCAGCUGCUGCAGCGGCAGUGUCCCCCACACUGCCAGCGUUUCGCUGUGAAAUUUGCGGACAGCGGUUUACCCAGUCAUGGUUCCUUAAGGGACAUAUGCGAAAGCACAAAGACUCCCUGGACCAUAAGUGCCAGGUAUGUGGCCGUGGCUUCAAGGAGCCUUGGUUCCUCAAAAACCACAUGAAAGUUCAUCUCAACAAGCUUGGACUGAAAGCUGGGCUGGGAACUCUUGGGGGGCCGGGAGGUGCUAAUCAGCAGGCCAAAGGCUCCGCAAGUAAUCACUCUCUCAACGCCCUCUACUCCAGCCUCCUUCUGGCCCAGCGAGGAGGUGGCAGAGGUGGAAGGUCAGAGAGGAACGCUGGAGGCAGACUAGGGAUGGGAUCAAGCAAGUCAGCCAUCCUAGGAUACCUGGGGCUGCCCAGUGAUGGCAGUGGGGCCAGCUGCAUGGAGAGACUUCAAGCAGUGGCUCAGGUGGCAGAGAUGGGAAAUGGUGGUGGUGGGAUUGGCGGCCCAGGAGGUGGAGACCUGGGAAGAGCUGCUAGAGCCACGGGUGACGCUACAGCAUCGGUUUCUGAAGGAGAACAGGCAACUUGGUGGCAGCUGGUAGCUCGCAGCCUUGCAGUCGCUCAGCAGCAGCAGCAGCAGCAACAUCAGCAGCAGCAGCAGCAGCAACAGCAGCAGCAGCAGCAGCAGCAACAGCAGCAGCAACAGCAGCAGCAGCAGCAGCAGCAGCAACAGCAGAGGUCCCACCAGCAAGGCCAGCAGCAGGGCCAGCGAGGAGCGGGUCGGAGCUCUGUGAUCACAGACGCUGACCAAGUAAGAGCCUACCUUGGAGGUCUAGAUCCAAGAGAAGACUCAGGAGCAGGAGGGCCAUGGGAGUGCCCCGACUGCGGGAAGCUAUUCCGCAGCCUGCAGCAGGUGGUGGUUCACGCUCGCGUUCACACUCAGAGGCCCCAGAAAGGAGGCGGCGGCGAGGUGGAGGGAGGCGGUAGUCGUCGCGGAGCGGGACUGGGAAGAGCAGGCAGCGGCGAAGUGAGGCAGGAAUCGCAGCUUCACGGUGGCGGAUCCCAACAAGCGGGAGAAGUGAGACAGGAAUCCAAACUGCACAGCGGUGGAUCACAACAAGCAGGAGCAGCUACGGGGUUUCACUCUAUCAUCUCAACCUUCAAAGAAGAAAAUGGCUUGACAGCAGUCUCCUCCAUACCUUCAGUUCCCAUCAGGGAGCGAGUGCGUGGUAGAGGAAUAAAAGACUGCCCCUACUGUGGGAAAGCCUUCCGCUCCUCACACCACCUUAAAGUGCACCUGAGAGUUCACACAGGUGAGAGACCCUACAAAUGUCCCCACUGUGACUAUGCGGGUACCCAGUCUGGUUCUCUGAAGUACCACCUGCAGCGGCACCACAGGGAGCAACGCAACGCCUUGUCAGCCUCGUCCAACUCCUCCUCCGCCGGCCUCACCUCCACAAUCAACAGUCUGACCUCUGGAACCUCUGGGCUGGCCAAGCAGCGCCGAUCCCAAACCAACCACUGCCCCAUCAACCGAGGCCCGACAGACGCCCCCACCUCUCGGCUGAGCCAACAGUCCUGGCUUCUGGGGCUUCCAGACCAGCGAGAGAACCGCAAGGCCUUGGCGGCUUUAAGGGACGUGGACUUGGAGACCCAGUACAGGUAUCUGUCUGGGGUGAUGGGAGCGCUUUACCAAGGUGGAAUGGAAGGAAGCUGGAUUAGAGAGUCUCCCCCACCAAAGGCCCCUAAAGUGUCCCGGCGUAAGCCCCUUACCACGAGCCGAAUGGUCCAGCCUUCCAGUGACAAGGAAAGCCCUGCAUCUUCAACUCAGGAGGGCGGGUUUGAACCUCUGGAUCUGUCCCGUCGUCCCUCACCAGGGUUCGGAGGGAUGGAGGAUGAUGGAGUCAUGAGUGUGGGGGAAGGAGGGGUUGUAGAUGGCGGCGAUAAUUCAUCAGGCGUCAAACUGAGCCAGUGUUUGUUCUGCCCAUUCCGUACGUCCUCAGCAGAGCUCAUGGCCAUGCAUCUCCAGGUCAACCACACCAGUAAGUCUCGGCGUAAAAGAGGCUCUUCGACUACCUUAGACUACGGCGGAGCCUCAAAGUCCACCAAGCUCGGGACGGAUCUCUCCGACCUCGAUUCCUUGGGGAUAUGGAGGCCUGAAGGUGAGGCACCCCUGGGGGAGUGGUCCUCAACCCAGACCCUCAACGGGCUCUCAGAGGAUCAAGCAGGACAUGGGGGUCAUGUUCUUGACUACCCAGACUCCAAACUGGCCUCGGUAUCCAAGAAUGUAAGGGACGGUCUGGGGCUGAGGGAGAAGCUGGAGGAGGAGGAUGAAGAGCAAGAGGAGGAACUGGAGGAUAACCUGGAGAACAGCAGUGGAGAGGACUCGCAGGACCAGGAUCUGAGGAUGUCUCUCGCUCUGUCUCCGGCCCUGAGCUCCAACCACAUGGUGGAAGACGAGGAAAGAGUCUGAACCGACUUACAGGGUGUCUGACGACUCCACUCAGAUGGAGGUUGGGGUUUUUGAAGAGCGUGGGAAGCAUUGCAGAGAGAAAAGGUUUUAAGGUUAAAUGAAGAAUUGCCCCUUUAUACUUUCAUUUCCGGAGAGACUCGAGGAGUCUGAUGUUUUGGAGGUUUUUGAAAAAGAUGAGAGAGAAAAAUCACAGCUGUUAAGUUCCCUCUCUUCAGUUUUGAAAGUGUGGUUUACCUCAGUACAACAAACGUCCUGUUGAAAUAGCACAGACGCAUCUUUACAGGAUUUUUAGGCCACUUUUUGUUUUGUUUUUGAGCUUCACUCUAAGACGGAUGAUUCUAGGAUGAUCUCCUCUUUGAUAAAUAAGUAAAUCUCGGGGCAGAGCUUGCAUCAUUCCAGAGUGAAUUGCGAUGCAUUUCUUUCACAAUUGUAAUGGACUGUAAAUCCCACUUUACCAUACUGACCAGGUUGGAGCUGACUGAAGAGACGCUCUCCUGACUCUGACCACUGAACAGUUUGAAGUUCCUCCUCCACCCACGACCACACGGAGGAACCCUUAGUCCGGACGAGUUUCAAGCUGUGAACAUCAGCGAAGCUAUUUGGUUUUAAUUUAAGGCGUGAGGUGUUGCAGGCCGUGUGUUUUCUCUGUGUUUCACUGCCUUGUUUGUCUGAAAAGUGUUUCUAGAUGAUUGUCCUAAAAGAAAACCGCAAGAAAACAUUUGUAAUUUUGUUUCUUUUUCAGUUAGUGCCUGUUCGCGUACUGUAUGUUAUUGAGAGAGUCUCCGGUGUCGCUGAGGCUCUGAUAGGUUCAUUCAUUUUAUCUGAAUAUACAGUUUAAAACGAUUUAAGUACAGUAUAUUUGUUAAAAGUGGUUCUAGGUCGUUGUGAAUAGUUAAGUUGUAAAAGAAACGCUACGCGGCAGCGUGACGGCAGCUGUUAGUGGCUCAGCUGGAAAAGAAAAGAAAAAAAAGAGUUGGUGAUAUAUACACAAUGUUUAAUGCGAUGAAAGACGUCAAAGCCUCGGCGGUGAAAAGGGGUCACGGUUCAAAAUUCAGUGUUUACAAUGAUGUGGGUCGGGGUUGCCACGGCAACUCAAGGUCAUCGCAGACGCGCAGGAAAGAACAAACCACAGAGCCGGAGUCUGACGGACGGACGUCGCUCGAGCCCACGAACACAAUCAACCGACACGUUGUUUUCAAGAGACUGCGACUCAGCGACCGUGUCCAGAAAACAACGCCACGUUUUUUUCCUCCAUAGGAGAGAAGAUACAAGGUAGAGACAGAAAAAGAAAAGAAACAAACUCUACUCUCUGGUGUCUUUUAGAUGAGUAGAUCCCCUCUCUUCUUUUAUAAGAAAAGAAAAGACAAUGGUAGGAGUAAAUAUUAAAACACUAACAAAUGCAUAGACAUCCCAGUAGAAUAUGUGUAGCUUUUGUAAAGACCAGAAGAAAAAAAAAAAGACGAGACUUGUGUUUAUUUUCAUUUCCAGAUUCUUACAGAAAAAGGUUAUCAAUAUAGGUAAUAUUGAUUAUAAUGUUCGUGAGCUAAGACUAGUUGGAAUGUCUAUACAGAGCACUGUGCAAGGUUUGAGUUCCCAAAGUAGUUGUUUUUUAUUUUUGAAUUUAUGGAUAUAGACCAAACAUCUUUUCUUUCCAAUGGAAGUCGUCACUUUCUGUUUUUAAAACGUGUGAAGUUGUGGUUUGGUGAGAUUUACCCCAUCGAUCAGCCAGAAGAGUCCGUGUGUCAAACCUCCAACUGGUUGUUAAAGAAAGUUCAACAUCAACACAUCAACACUACGAUGGAGCACUGGGGCCAAACUGGAGAAAAAUGUUUGAGAUUAUGAGAAUAAGUUUAGUUUAAUUGAAUAAGAUGCUCGACAUUCCUCAUUUUAACGCAGGGGACAAGCUGAUCUUAUGAUAUUUCCCCUCUAUAUGACAUGUAGCCUAAAAUAACCACUUUAUUCUCGUAAUAUUACAAAUUAAGUGUCAUAACAUUCUGACUUUAUCCUCGUUAUAUGAUUUUAUUCUCAUAAUAUUACACCUUUUUUCUUAUAACACUACCAAUGUAUUCUCGUAACAUUAUUUUAUUCUCGUAAUAUCACAACUUUAUUCUUGAAAUCUCAGAUCCUUUUCUCACUGGCCCUGAUGCUCUGUUGUGCUGUCACACUUCAAACAUCAUCAAUCUGUUCUCAUGCGGCAUGAAGGUAUAUUUAUGAAAACGAUGAAUGUCAGGUGGUAGUUUUCCAGGUGAACGGCUGUUAUUUAUCUACUUGUUGAUGGGGUAUCCUUUGACUGCAACCACACCUUGAUGUGCAUUAAUGUGUCUACGUUGGUUUUUAGAGCACCUUAUGAGUUUUGUAGUGAAAGUCCCUUAGUGGUGUCUCCUUAACAACUACUGUCAAUGCCACCGUGCCUUCUGUUUCAAGCACUUCCUGGUGUAUUUUGUAAAACUCACCAAAAGCACUUAGCCCAUCUCGACACUCUCUCUCUCUCUCUCUCUCUCCGUCUAUCCUUCCACUCCUCCUCCUCCUCAUCACCUCUUUCACUCCAUCUUUCUCUUCCUCCCGACCCCUCCAGGUGUUCUCGUGUUUCUCUCGCCCUGUUCCGGCCUCGAUCAAGGUCACAAGGCCUCCAGUUCAAACUGGCGUGGCGAGACUCUUGACAGAAAGGACUACCUGACCUCUAGGGGAGUAAACAAAUCAUUGUAGAUGUAGGGUUACACUUCUUUUGAAUACUAACCCUCGGUAAACCAAAGCCCAAGUCUAAGACUAAUAGAUAUUUAAUCUCGUGAGGUGCCAAAAUAUGUCCGAAGUGACACUAAAGUUGAGAAAACACAAUAAUUCCCUUAUCCUCUGUCAUUUCUUCUUCUUUCUCCUCCACCCGUCCUCUCUCCUCCUCUCGCUCUCUCGCUUGCUCUUCCUCCAUGUCCCUCUCUCGUCCGUUUCCUGUCUCUCUCUCUAGCACCACUCGAAGGUGACGCGUACUAUCUGGUAUUGAGGCCUUUAUUAGAUUUUUAUUUCAGUUUGUGUGGUGUUUGUUCGAUGCCGUUGAGAUGGAAAAAUGCUCUUCUUAUGAUGAUAAUAUUAUUAUUAUGGUUUUGGCAUUAUGGUUAAAAAAGAAAAGAAGAUACAAAAACAAGAGACAUGUGUUGUUGAAUGUUGUACAGAUAGAAAUAGAGAUGUUGUGUUUUUUUUUAAAGAGAGCACAAACCUGAGUGAUGGUCCCUUCUCCUCCUCCCAUUGGCAGAUGGGAAUAAAAUAAAAUGCCGAUCGUUCUAAAUGUCUAAUGACAAAAAAACUCUCUCAGUGUUGGCGGAUUUUUAAAUCAUAUGUUUCUUAUUAUAAAGCAUUUCUCUUUGGAGACUUGAAUGUAAUUAUUUGACUCAGAAAUCCAGAACCCAAAUUUGAAGAAAAGAUAAAAAAACCUGUGAAAGGCUGAAGCAGCACUUGACUGAAAGUUAAGUUGAAUUAAAGUAAGAAAUCAGAGUUUCUGUGAGUUGAACAGUGAGUUGAACUAAUUUGAACUCACAAAUAUCUAUAAAAUCAACAGAAGCUUCUGUUCAAACUGCUGAAAUAGACUUUUGCACAUUUCUUUAACCGAACGCGAUGUGGCGCCCGUAUGAUUAUUCAGAUGUUUUGAAUAUUGCACCUUUUCCCCUGAUUCUAAAUCAGGUCUUCUUAACCAAAAGGAUACGAUUAUUAUUUAACGUGUAUAUCGGACGAGUAUUUAUCGGUGAUGAUUCUGAAGACGUGACAAAUCUCUGCGAGCUGAGGGGGCCACGCUGGGUUUGGGCUCUUGUGUAGUUGACUGCCAUUGCAGUGAGGGAAAACUGAUCUAACAUAGUAGUGACUAAUAUGACUUUGUGGACAGAUUAAAAAAAAAGAAAUAAAAAUGAAACACAUUAGAAAUAAAUAAACACAAACAAAAAUAA
This is a messenger RNA of Hippoglossus stenolepis (Pacific halibut), 7968 nucleotides long. RefSeq names its product zinc finger protein 219 (gene znf219). The record is from RefSeq and is a predicted model, not a curated record. Bases 326 to 4039 code for a protein of 1237 amino acids. Gene Ontology annotation, molecular function: RNA polymerase II cis-regulatory region sequence-specific DNA binding; DNA-binding transcription factor activity, RNA polymerase II-specific. Gene Ontology annotation, cellular component: nucleus. NCBI's taxonomy places the organism in Eukaryota, Metazoa, Chordata, Actinopteri, Pleuronectiformes, Pleuronectidae. Gene Ontology annotation, biological process: regulation of DNA-templated transcription. The transcript is spliced from 5 exons.